Messenger RNA from Acaromyces ingoldii, 1903 nucleotides. RefSeq names its product DAHP synthetase. Gene Ontology annotation, biological process: aromatic amino acid biosynthetic process. Gene Ontology annotation, molecular function: 3-deoxy-7-phosphoheptulonate synthase activity. NCBI's taxonomy places the organism in Eukaryota, Fungi, Basidiomycota, Exobasidiomycetes, Exobasidiales, Cryptobasidiaceae. The transcript has 4 exons. The record is from RefSeq and is a predicted model, not a curated record. The coding region runs from base 68 to 1735 and encodes 555 amino acids.
GAGCUAACGAGUCACUUUCGCAGGAGGAAGAAGCACAGGCGGCGAUUUCACGACUACCACCACCAUCAUGACGAGCCGCUGGACACCGUCAAGCUGGCGCACGAAGACUGUUGCCCAGCCUGUGCAGUACCCUUCUCAAGAGGCUCUGUCGGACGUGACAAAGCAGCUUGUGUCGCUGCCCGGUCUCGUGACGCCGUACGAGAUUCAGUCCCUGCGCAGGCAGCUGCGAGAUGUGGCCCAAGGAAAGGCCUUUCUCCUCCAGGCCGGCGACUGUGCCGAGCUCUUCGCCGACUGCACCCCGGCCAAGAUUGAGGAGAAGGUCAAGCUCCAGCUGCUGAUGAGCCUCAUCAUCAUUUGGGGAUCUCGCCUACCUGUCGUUAGAGUCGGUCGCAUUGCAGGGCAAUACGCGAAACCAAGGAGCAAGCCAACCGAGACGGUUGUGUCGGAACGCGACGGUUCGACGAAGCAGGUGCCCAGCUUUCGAGGUGACAACGUCAAUGGGUUUUCACAGGACGACCGCAUCCCAGACCCGCGACGGCUGCUGAGCGCCUACUUCUACAGCGCAGCCACUCUCAACCACAUUCGCGCCUCUCUGGCCUCUGGUCUUGCCGACUUACACGCUCCUCUGAGCUGGACAACCGCCCACGUACGCUCGCCUACACUGGCAGCGCGCUUCGAGGCAAUCGUCUCGAAUCUGACCGACGCCCUCGACUUCAUGCGUGUCGUGGGAGCCGAGCAGAGCCAGAGCGUCCUUCGCAAUCUUGAGACGGUCGACUAUUUCUCCAGCCACGAGGGCCUGAUGCUCGAAUUUGAAGAGGCUCUCACCCGAUCAAGCAGCAUCAGUAGCAGCAGCAUCAGUAGCAGCAAGAGCAGCAGUAAUACUGACAAUAACAAGAACAACAAUAAAGCCUCCAACCAUCAUCCGGUCCAUACGGGAACGGCAUCGACAGAAUACUACGCGCUUUCUGCGCACACGCUCUGGAUGGGCGAUCGUACUAGGGAUCCAAAUGGUGCCCACGCCGAAUUUUUUUCGGGCAUCGCAAAUCCAAUCGGAAUCAAGGUAGGGCCCUCCAUGACGUCUCAGGAACUGCUCGACCUCUUGGCAAAGGUCGACGGCAGCCGCGGCCUCGACGUGGGCCGCAUCACCCUGAUCUGUCGUUUCGGCCGGGGAAAGGCACCCAGCCUCCUGGGACACCUCAUCGCGGCCGUCCAGGCUUCGCCCUGGGCCACGUCGGUCAUCUGGUGCUGCGACCCGAUGCAUGGCAACACAACAUCGUCGCCCUCGGACCCGAGAAUCAAGACGAGAUCCUUUUCCGACAUUAUUACCGAGCUCAAAGAACAGCUCGAGGUUCACUCUUCCUGUGGUAGCCGCCUUGCCGGCGUUCACCUUGAGCUUACCGGCGAGGUUGAUGAGAAGGGAGACAGUGUGACUGAGUGUACAGGCGGGGCCAUGAGUCUCGAAGACGGAGACCUCAAGGCAAGAUAUCGGACACACUGCGAUCCUCGUUUGAACCUGGAGCAAUCGCUCGACGUCUCCUUCCUUCUCUCUCACGCACUUAAGGCGCAGAGAAUGGGAAGGUCGCCAUUGGCCCCCUCGCCGGGUGACGAUGGCCGUCUCGGCGCUGCGGGCUUCGGCGGUCUUUUGGAUGCCUCGGGCUCGAAAGACUCUCACGAAGUCAUCUUCCAAGAGCUCCUCCGCGGCCCCAUCAUCUCGGGGAAUAAGGUACAAUCUUGACUAGCUACACUAAUAUAAUGUGCCCUCUGUGCUUUAAUGUACAGUACAAUACAGUACAUGCGUCGCUUGUCUCGCGCCUGCACCGAAAGUGAGAAAGGACGAGCAGGAGGUCGGAGAUGGUUUGAGCGAGUCACAAGGCGAAAUUCUGUAAAGAGUAACAUGAAAAUC